CUUUUUCUCUGUUUCAGAAUUCAAAUUCCCGCUGAUUCUAAGUCUCCACACGAAGGAAGAAAAUCUUCGUCAAGAUGAGAUCAUAUGGCAAAGAGAAGAAGUUAGUGUUUCCGUACGUUUUCAUUGCGUGUUGCUUCUUCUUGGCCAUCUUCGGUUUCUGUUUCUUCAAUCUUUUCUCUCAGGGAAUUAGUUUCAGUGAGAUUCCGACAACAAGAAGAUCUGUUAACGAUGAAACUGAUUCUUUGGAUCAUGGUUCUUCUGUCUCUAACAUUCCUUUUCAUGGUUUAAGCUGGAAUCCUCGAGUUUUUUACUUGCCGAAUUUCGCAACGAAACAACAAUGUGAAGCCGUUAUCGAUAUGGCAAAGCCUAAGCUUAAGCCUUCUACGCUUGCUUUAAGGAAAGGUGAAACCGCAGAAACCACUCAAAACUACCGGAGUCUUCAUCAGCACACCGAUGAAGACGAAUCCGGGGUUUUAGCUGCCAUCGAAGAGAAAAUAGCUUUAGCCACAAGAUUCCCCAAAGAUUAUUACGAAUCAUUCAACAUCUUGAGGUAUCAGCUUGGCCAGAAGUAUGAUUCACAUUAUGAUGCUUUCCAUUCAGCAGAGUAUGGUCCCCUAAUAAGCCAAAGGGUCGUGACUUUCCUAUUGUUCUUAUCGAGUGUCGAAGAAGGUGGAGAGACGAUGUUCCCAUUCGAGAAUGGGAGAAAUAUGAAUGGAAGAUAUGAUUAUGAGAAGUGUGUUGGUCUGAAAGUAAAGCCGCGACAAGGAGACGCCAUUUUCUUCUACAAUUUGUUUCCAAAUGGAACGAUCGAUCAAACAUCUCUACAUGGAAGCUGUCCUGUUAUCAAGGGUGAGAAAUGGGUUGCCACCAAAUGGAUAAGAGACCAAACAUAUGAUUGA
Molecule: messenger RNA, 899 nt
Organism: Arabidopsis thaliana (thale cress)
Lineage: Eukaryota; Viridiplantae; Streptophyta; Magnoliopsida; Brassicales; Brassicaceae
Gene: P4H13
Product: 2-oxoglutarate (2OG) and Fe(II)-dependent oxygenase superfamily protein
Exons: 8
Coding region: 75-899 (274 amino acids)
Cellular component (GO): endoplasmic reticulum membrane
Molecular function (GO): oxidoreductase activity, acting on paired donors, with incorporation or reduction of molecular oxygen; L-ascorbic acid binding; procollagen-proline 4-dioxygenase activity
Source: RefSeq, marked reviewed